ACCUACGAGUUAUAUGUAAACAUUACAUUGACUUUAUUUAAAAAGAUGCUUAAAAUUAGACACAAUAAUAGUUUAAAAUUUAACAUUAUAACAGUUCUGAGUUAAAGUAAUAUAAAAAUCUUUUGAGAUAAAUCUGCAAUGUUCAAAAUGAUUUUCUGAUAUAACAUGAAAAUGGUCUACUUUUAUCUUUGUGUACCGGCUUUCCAUUUUGUCACAGAUAAGAUAAUUAAUCUUAGAGAGUUGAAUGUCCGUGCACCUCAAAUUCCUUCAAUAUGUUUCUCUUAAAUUGGAUAUUCCUUCUUUUUGGGUCUUCCCUUUUGAAAGUUAACGGCGUAUCCGAAAAGAUAUCACAGAAGCGACUUUUGCUGAAUGAUCCUAGUGCCCUCCUCUCCCGAAUAGAGGACGUGGAGAGGAAAAUGCUGGCGAUGGAUACACAAAUGACUCAGCUUAAGAGUCAACUGGACAACGGAUUGCUAUCUCAUCACAAAUCUGGAGCUGUGUUUACUCGUUGGGGUAGAAAGACUUGUCCAGUCGUGAAUGGCACCACCAUUCUAUACAGUGGCGUUGCAGCUGGAAGAAUCUACAAUGAUAAAGGAGAUGGAAUCAAUACAUUGUGCAUGCCGCAUAACCCUGAUUCCGCUCCCGUAGAUCUACUAGGUGCGCCUAACCAAUACCAUUUUGGCCGUAUAUUCGGGUCUGAGUACGAAUUUUCGUACAAAAAUGUAGCUCGUAAUGACGAUGUACCAUGUGCUGUUUGCUACGACGUCUAUGCUACCACUUCUGUGAUGAUUCCAGGAAAAAUUGUUUGUCCUAGUCACUGGACCAAACAAUUCGACGGAUUCUUAUCGUCAGGAUCUCACUAUACUGACCAAACUGGGGGAGAAUACCUAUGCUUGGAUAGAGAUCCAGAGUAUGCAACAGAGGGCGCUAGACAGCAAGACUACAAUGGCCGUGUGUUUUACCCCGUGGAGGCAGUCUGUGGAUCGCUUCCGUGCCCACCUUAUGAAAACGGCAAAUACGUCUCUUGUGUUGUUUGUAUCAAGUAAACAUUAAAUGAUUCACAAACAAGGAAGUUGUGCCAAUAAGUU
Molecule: messenger RNA, 1088 nt
Organism: Magallana angulata
Lineage: Eukaryota; Metazoa; Mollusca; Bivalvia; Ostreida; Ostreidae
Product: short-chain collagen C4-like
Exons: 3
Coding region: 273-1046 (257 amino acids)
Source: RefSeq, a predicted model, not a curated record